CCCCAUUACAUUUCCACACACAGCUUACCACCAUUCAAAGGCAAUAAGUAAUUUUUUUGAAAGAUUCAUAGCAAUGGCAACCAAUACACAAAAGCAACAAUCUCAAGCUGCUAGACACCAAGAAGUUGGCCACAAAAGCCUUUUACAAACUGAUGAUCUUUACCAAUAUAUACUUGAAACCAGUGUGUAUCCUAGGGAGCCUCAACCUAUGAAAGAGCUCAGAGAGUUGACUGCCAAGCACCCAUGGAACUUGAUGACAACAUCAGCUGAUGAAGGCCAGUUCUUGAACAUGUUGCUUAAGUUGAUCAAUGCCAAGAACACCAUGGAAAUUGGGGUUUACACUGGCUAUUCUCUUUUAGCCACUGCCCUUGCUCUCCCUCAUGAUGGAAAGAUCUUGGCCAUGGAUAUUAAUAGAAAAAACUAUGAGUUGGGUCUACCUGUUAUCCAAAAAGCUGGUGUUGCACACAAAAUCGAGUUCAAAGAAGGCCCUGCAAUGCCGGUUCUUGAUGAACUACUCCAAGAUGAAAAGAAUCAUGGGUCGUAUGAUUUUAUCUUUGUGGAUGCUGAUAAAGACAAUUACUUGAACUACCACAAGAGGUUGAUCGAACUGGUCAAAGUGGGUGGCUUGAUCGGCUACGACAACACGCUGUGGAAUGGGUCGGUGGUGGCGCCGGCGGAUGCUCCUCUCCGGAAGUACGUCAGGUAUUAUAGAGACUUUGUUAUGGAACUCAACAAGGCUCUUGCUGUUGACCCCAGGAUUGAGAUCUGUAUGCUUCCUGUCGGCGAUGGAAUCACCCUCUGCCGUCGGCUCAAAUGAACCGCCGCUGUUUCCACCGAAGUUUGAUCACGACGUUAGUGUCUUUUCUGCAUACUGUAUUGAUAAUAUUCAAUGUGAUCCCACCUGGCCACCACCACCCUAUGUAUUGGCUGAUUGGAGGAUGCCAUAUUUUUAUAUGUUAAUUUGGUAUUUUUAAACAUUCCAAAUUAUAAUCAAUUCAAUGGAAAUUUUAAGAUA
Messenger RNA from Gossypium arboreum, 1015 nucleotides. RefSeq names its product caffeoyl-CoA O-methyltransferase 2-like. Bases 74 to 817 code for a protein of 247 amino acids. Lineage: Eukaryota; Viridiplantae; Streptophyta; Magnoliopsida; Malvales; Malvaceae. The record is from RefSeq and is a predicted model, not a curated record. The transcript has 5 exons. Gene Ontology annotation, molecular function: O-methyltransferase activity; S-adenosylmethionine-dependent methyltransferase activity.